Molecule: messenger RNA, 2070 nt
Organism: Aspergillus nidulans FGSC A4
Lineage: Eukaryota; Fungi; Ascomycota; Eurotiomycetes; Eurotiales; Aspergillaceae
Product: DUF2264 domain-containing protein
Exons: 2
Coding region: 1-2070 (689 amino acids)
Source: RefSeq, a predicted model, not a curated record
AUGCCGCCUCUAUCAGGCUUCUCAGACAACGCCUUCACCACACGAUCAGACCUAGUCUGCGCUGCAAAGUCCCUGCUCUCUGCGCUCGAGUCCUACAAAAGUCCCUUCAAGGCCCGAAUCAGGCUCUCAGUCGCAACCGCAGCUGGAUUCGACGAGACCGCCGCGCAGCUAGAAGGAUUCGCGCGUCCGCUAUGGGUCGUCCCGUUUCUCCUCGAAGACAGGUGCGAGACCCUCGAUCUCCAGUCGUGGGUCGACGGCCUGCGCGCUGGAGUAGACCCAAAGAGUUCGGAAUACUGGGGUGAUCUUGGGGACUUUGAUCAACGGAUGGUCGAGAUGGAGUCUAUUGCCGUUGCGCUUCUGGCUAGGCCCGAUGCAUUUCUCGAUAAAUUGAAUGAUGUUCACAGAAAGAACCUUAUUACAUGGCUCAGACAGAUGAACAGACACAAAAUACCACAGAACAACUGGCUUUGGUUCCGCGUAUUUGUGAACCUUGCUCUCAUCAGAUCCCUCGGCGUCCCUAGAGAUGAACUCCAAGACGAAAUCACCGCUGCUCUUAACACACUCGACACAUUCAAUAUUGGCCAGGGCUGGUCGAGUGACGGACUAUGGGAUGAUGGGCGGAAACAAGCAGAUUACUAUUCAGGCAGCUUCGCCAUCCAGUUUGCGCAGUUGCUGUAUGUACGGUUUGCGGGUGAAGAGGAUCAGCCCAGGGCAAAGAGAUAUUGUCAGUCUGCCAAGGAUUUCGGGUCUGUUUUCUGGCGGUAUUUUGAUCCUGAUGGCGCUGCUAUCCCCUUCGGCCGCAGCAUGACAUACCGUUUCGCAUUUGCAGCGUUCUGGUCUGCUGCGGCUUGCGCAGGUGUCCAGCUUGACGAGCCCGUCAGUAGCCUAGGAGCCAUCAAGGGGCUGCUUCUCCGGCAUCUACGCUGGUGGUCAAAACAGCCGCACAUCUUCAACGUCGACGGCACGCUGAACAUCGGCUACACGUACCCCAACAUGUACAUGGCCGAGAACUACAACUCGCCGCAAUCGGUCUACUGGUGUCUGAAGGCAUUUAUCGUCCUAAUGCUCCCGGAGGCACAUCCGUUCUGGAAGACGCCCGAGCUUCCUCACCCCUCCGCUUCCAAAACUGAACCAUCACCUCGACAGGUGGAACUCCUCUGGCCGCCUCGUCAUAUCCUGGUCAACAGUCCUGAGCACCAUUUUCUCCUCUCAUCCGGUCAGAUGACAAAAAAGGGACAUAAAGCACGCGAAGCAAAGUACGGGAAACUGGCAUACUCGUCUGCGUUUGCGUUCAGUGUUCCUUGUGGGAUGCUCCUUGAGCAAACAGCGCCGGACAGUACGCUCGCUGUGAGUUUCGAUGGCGGCGAGAGUUGGAGAGUGAGGGAUGCUCCAGUCCAGGAAAGGGCUUUGGACGUGCACUGCAGUACCGGCCAGAAGGACGGCACGGUCCCGGGGCUAUUCAGUGUUUGGCAGCCGUGGAGGUAUAUUGAGAUGAGGGUCUCAACGGUGUUGGUUCCGCUGGGAGAGGUCUAUCCAGGGUGGCAUGUGAGGGUGCAUAGAAUACAAGGGACCUCCGAACAACGAGGACUGUCGGAGGAUAUUCAACUUGUCGACUCAGGAUUUGCAAUCAGUAGCGAAACAGCUUCUGGUGGUUUUAUCACCGCGGCCCAGCCGAACUCUCAAACUUUCGAAGGACGCUACUCAGAGCCGGGGAGUUGUUUGAUCAUAUCUCGUGCUGGAGCGAGUGGAAUCGCUGAUUUAACGGCUAAUACUCAGUUCCUAGUCUCGAGCAGCGGCAAAGAGAUGGUUUAUGUACAGAGCAGAGUGUUUUGUUUCAGACCUGAUCCGAACACGAAUCUCAUCGCGUCGAGGGGUUUUCUCCCGUCGGUACGCCAUGAUCUUCCUCUCAGUAGUUUGGGUAACAGUAGGGAAAUUUGGCUUGUCUCUGGCGUUUUUGCAGUUGCGGCGUCCGCGGGCUUAGGGCACGAAAGUGUGCGUGAUAUGUGGAUGAAGCGGCCGAAGCUGUUUAUCCGGGCAGCUGGGGAUGAUUUGGACAUUAGUGUCACGUAG